CGCGUCAACUUCGAAACGAACGACACAUGCUCUCUCGGCAGCAUCGGGCGCGAUCGCAGCUAAAUUCCCCACUAAAUGCACCUCAAUUCGGUUAAGUUCAUUUUUGGCCACAAUUCGAUGGAUAUCGCGACUAUGAGUUCUUAAUUGAGUUAAGCGCAAAGGAAAACCCAUCCUAAUUGGCAUCAAAUUCAAUUAGUCGGUCGGCAGUGAAUAUGCAAAGAGUUUAGAGACAAGAAAUACUCCCCGAAAUAUUCCCUCUCGCCAGUGAAAGCGAAAGCCUAACUUUUGGAUUAGCCGUGCAGCCUUCUGUAAGAAUAAUUGCAAACACUUGAAUUAUGGGCUUGGAAAAACAUUACCUGCGAUAUGGACGCACCGCUAGAGAUCACAUCCUUGACUGGGCCACCUGUGGGCGUAAUCGACGGCAGCAGCAACAUCAACAGCAGCAUCAACAACUCCAACAGCAACCGCAGCAGCAUCAGCAUCAGCAUCAGCAUCAGCAGCAGCAGCAACAACUGCCAUCACAGGGAACCCCAACAGCUACAACUGCCACGGGGCGGAGGUCUCGCCCUCAUGUGACACACAGGGGUACGCCGCUCUCCAUGCUGAUAUCUCAUGGAGUUAGGAUUAGCAAUAAUAGACUAGCUGUGAUAAUCAUAGGAAUAAUUACCUUAAUCUUAGGCAUAGUUUUAUCAUCCAUACCCUGGCUGGAUUAUUUUAUACUAAAGAACUUAAGGCUGUGGAAUGAUACGUUGAGCUAUCAUUAUUGGCAGAGGCCCGGGGUCAUCCGGCUGACCAAGCUGUAUAUCUACAAUGUGACAAAUCCGGACGGAUUCCUCAGCGGCGAGAAGCCCAAGCUGCAGGAGGUCGGACCGUUUGUUUACAGAGAAGACAUGCAGAAGGUGAAUGUGAAGUUUCACGAGAAUAACUACACCGUGUCAUAUCAGCAUAAGAAGAUACUGCAAUUUGUUCCUGAACUGAGUAUUGAUAAGGACACGCCCAUAGUCACGCCCAAUAUUCCAUUACUGACCCUCACGAGCCUUAGUCCCAAGUUGGGUUACCUACUAUCCAAGACCAUAUCGGUGGUAAUAACAGCGGCCAAGUUUAAGCCAUUUAUUAAUGUCACAGCCGAACAGUUGGCCUUUGGCUAUGACGAUGCCCUGGUGAGUUUGGCCCAUAGAUUUUACCCAAAGCACAUGAGACCUAUGGAGAUGGGUCUCCUUCUGGGCCGGAAUGGAACGCUCACGGAGGUGUCCUCCGUCAAGACGGGAAUGGAGAGCAUGGAUCAGUUCGGUUAUAUUGAUUCACUCAACGGAAUGGAUCACCUGCCUCAUUGGGGCGAGGAGCCCUGCACAAGUAUAGCCGGAUCCGAAGGAUCUUUCUUUCCGCCACGAGACCUCACCAAGUCCGAGAUGGUACACAUCUACGAUAAAGAUCUGUGCCGGAUUAUACCUCUGAAGUAUGUGAAGAGCCUAGAGAAGGAUGGCAUUGCUGCGGAUCUGUUCAGGCUGCCCAAUAAUUCGUACGGUGACUCGGCGCACAAUCAGAACAAGUGCUACGACUCGAACGACUACGAGGCAGUGCAGGGUCUCCAGAACAUCAGUCCCUGUCAGUAUGGAGCCCCCGUCUAUAUAUCCAACCCGCAUUUCUUCGAGUCCCAUCCAGAUCUUCUCAACUCCGUGGAGGGUCUGAAGCCAGAGCGGGAAAAGCAUGAAACGUACUUCAAAAUACAACCGAAACUUGGAGUACCGCUGGAGGGCAAAGUGCGCAUACAACUGAACCUUAAGGUGACGCGUGCCAAGGACGUCUAUCCAGUGCGUGAUUUUCGAGACUUUGUCUUUCCGGUCAUGUGGCUGGAGGAGGGCAUCUCGGAGCUGACGCCGGCCAUCAAGCGUUGGAUUUAUUUGGGCACUGUGAUUGCCCCGAAUGCCGUGCCCAUUGGCUCUUACCUGAUGAUCAUCGGCGGUGCCUUUGCCAUUGUUUUCAGCUUGGUACGAACCUAUCAGAACUUUGUGUUUGCCCGUGAUCCCACGCUGGAGAUCCUGGAUGGGAGGCGUUCUUUAAGACGUGGCAGCAGCUUCAUAGCCCACCAGCAGCAUCGCCUGUUGGUGCACCAUCGCGACAGCUACUCCCUGCUGAGGCACGGACCCAUGGCCACCUGCCUGGGCGAGGGUCAGCAGGAGGAGGACGCACAGCCAUAA
Messenger RNA from Drosophila serrata, 2198 nucleotides. RefSeq names its product scavenger receptor class B member debris buster (gene dsb). Lineage: Eukaryota; Metazoa; Arthropoda; Insecta; Diptera; Drosophilidae. Gene Ontology annotation, cellular component: cytoplasm; membrane. Gene Ontology annotation, molecular function: scavenger receptor activity. The record is from RefSeq and is a predicted model, not a curated record.